GCCUGGCGGCGGAGGCGAAAAAUGUCCCCAGGCUAGGUAUUCCGCUGGUCUCCAGUGCGGUCGGCCGCUUGGAGUCCCCGUCGCGGCGGGCUCAGGUGCCUUCUUCGGGACUGUCGGCAGGGAGGGAGAAAUGGCCACAAGGUUGCUGCCAGCCCAGGCUCCGGUGACCGUGACGUUCAGGGACGUGGCAGUGUUCUUCAGCCGGGACGAGUGGCUGCGCCUGGACUCGGCGCAGAGAACCCUGUACCGGGAGGUGAUGCUGGAGAACUACGGCACCCUGGUCUCCCUGGGAAUUCUGUUUUCCAAACCAAAGGUUAUCUUCCGGUUACAGCAAGGGGAAGACCCCUGGAUGGUGGAAAAUGGAGUUUCUCAAGGCCCCUGCGGAGGAUGGGAGAGCUUGUUUGAAACUGCAAUUUCUGAAGAAGACAAUCAGGCAGUAAUGAAUAAACUCCUAGGUGACAGUCCUUUUGACUUCAGGAUGGGGAAGACCUAUGUAAACGAGGACAAGCUAGAGAAGCAGCAAGGCAAAAAGAACAAACCUUUCCGGAAAUUCCUAGUUACCAUCAAGAACACAUACCUGAGAGAGAGGAGCUUUGCGAGUAUCGAGCUGGGGAAAAACCUCAGCCUGAAGUCUUCCCUUAUUAGAAAACCCCGACUUGUUUCCAGGGGAAGGAAACCCCAUUCACAGCAGUAUUCCAUUCUGUUUAAACAACUGGGAGUCAACGCAGUACGCAAAUGUUACAAAUGUAACAUCUGUGGGAAAAUCUUCCUCCACAGUUCUUCCCUGAGUAAACACCAGAGAAUCCACACAGGAGAGAAGCUCUAUAAAUGCAAGGAAUGUCGGAAAGCUUUCAGCCAAAGCUCAUCUCUCACUCAGCACCUGCGAGUUCACACGGGAGAGAAGCCUUACAUAUGCGGCGAAUGUGGGAAAGCCUUCAGUUUCACCACCUCGCUCAUCGGACAUCAGAGAAUGCACACUGGAGAGAGACCCUAUAAGUGCAAUGAGUGUGGCAAGACAUUUAAAGGAAGUUCAUCCCUGAAUAAUCACCAACGGAUUCAUACUGGAGAAAAGCCCUAUAAGUGUAAUGAAUGUGGGAGAGCCUUUAGCCAGUGCUCCUCUCUCAUUCAGCAUCACAGGAUUCACACUGGAGAGAAACCUUACGAAUGUAGUCAGUGUGGGAAAGCCUUUACCUCAAUAUCGCGGCUAAGUAGACAUCAUAGAAUUCAUACUGGAGAGAAACCCUUUAAUUGUAAUGAGUGUGGGAAAGUAUUCAGUUACCACUCAGCCCUUAUUAUACAUCAGAGAAUUCACACUGGUGAAAAACCUUAUGCAUGUAAAGAAUGUGGGAAAGCCUUCAGCCAAAGCUCUGCUCUGAUACAGCAUCAAAGAAUUCAUACAGGAGAAAAACCCUACAAAUGCAAUGAAUGUGGGAAGGCCUUCUCCUGGAUUUCACGGCUUAACAUACACAACAGAAUCCAUACCGGAGAGAAACCGUACAACUGUAAAGAAUGCGGAAAAGCCUUUAGUUCCCACUCAGCAGUUAAUACUCAUCGAAAAAUUCAUACUGGAGAGAAACCUUAUAAAUGUAAUGACUGUGAAAAAGCUUUCAACCAAAGCUCAGCUCUCAUUCAGCACCAGAGAAUUCAUACUGGAGAGAAACCAUUUAACUGUAAAGUAUGUGGGAAAGCCUUCAGACAGAGCUCCUCCCUCAUGACACACAUGAGGAUUCAUACAGGAGAGAAGCCUUAUAAAUGUAAAGAAUGUGGCAAGGCUUUUAGUCAGAGCUCAUCCCUUACCAAUCACCAGAGGACUCACACUGGAGAGAAACUGUAAAUAAAACGCAUGUGGAAAAUCUUCCAACUGAAGUUAAUUUCAUACUAAAUUUCAAAAACUUCAACCUGGGCAGAAAGUGAUGAA
Molecule: messenger RNA, 1918 nt
Organism: Hyaena hyaena (striped hyena)
Lineage: Eukaryota; Metazoa; Chordata; Mammalia; Carnivora; Hyaenidae
Gene: ZNF879
Product: zinc finger protein 879
Exons: 5
Coding region: 131-1834 (567 amino acids)
Biological process (GO): negative regulation of transcription by RNA polymerase II
Molecular function (GO): DNA-binding transcription repressor activity, RNA polymerase II-specific
Source: RefSeq, a predicted model, not a curated record